Trichoderma gamsii is the source of this 3981-nucleotide messenger RNA. RefSeq lists its product as hypothetical. Lineage: Eukaryota; Fungi; Ascomycota; Sordariomycetes; Hypocreales; Hypocreaceae. Gene Ontology annotation, biological process: DNA-templated transcription. The transcript has 9 exons. The record is from RefSeq and is a predicted model, not a curated record. The coding region runs from base 1 to 3981 and encodes 1326 amino acids. Gene Ontology annotation, cellular component: nucleus. Gene Ontology annotation, molecular function: zinc ion binding; DNA binding.
AUGAAGGUCCCCCGAGGCAAUGGCACCAAUGGCAUGGGCACAGGCACACAUCUGCCAAAGGAAACCCUCGACACCCUCAACGCUGUUGACUUUAGCGGUAAAACAAUCUUGGUUACUGGAACAACUCAUGGCCUUGGGGAAGCCAUCAGCAAGCAUCUUCUCGUCCGCAAGGUUAGCAGAUUAAUCAUGGGCGUCCGCAAUGUGCCCAGAGGCGAAGAAGUCAAGACGCAGCUCCUCAAUGAUCCGGCCGUGGCGGCUGCAAACCCCAAUGCCAAAAUUGAUGUGUUCGAGCUUGAAAUGGAAGAUUACCAGAGUUUGCAGGCAUUCGCUGCGCAAGUAUACGCAACGACACCCGCAUUGGACGUCGCCAUCAUGAAUGCAGGCAUUGGAGGUGCCGAGUAUCGUCGCGCAAAGUCGACUCACCAUGAGAAAAUGUUGCAGAUUGACCUACUGUCAACUGCGUACUUGGCAAUAAAAUUGGUGCCUUUACUCGAGAAAACAAAUGGACCCAGUCGCCUUGUCCUGGUCGGCAGCUACAGGCAGUUUGAGAGCGAGAUUGCCGAGAAAAAGCUCACUCACAAUGUAAUUGAAUACCUUGACGAAAAGGACAAGUUCGACCCCGUUCGGAGAUAUAAUGACAUCAAACUUCUUCUCGGGUUAGUUACUAAAGAACUAGCCAGGCGCCUCGACAAGAGUAAAGUCGUCGUCGUUGAACCUACUCCUACAUGGACUUGGAGCAACUUUGGAUCCAACUAUCCUGAUGGUCCCGGAAAAGAUUGGGCCUUUCAGACAUUGAAAGAGAGGGGUCUAUCAUCAGAAGACGCUGCGUUGCAUUAUCUUGUUGCCAUCGUCGGCGACGAUGACGUUCAUGGCCAAUUUCUCGACGAUAAUACGAUUGCUCCGAAACAAAGGCGCUGCGACUACGAUUACGUCAAAAGGGGUUCAUUGUUGACCUCUUCUGAGCAGUCAGAUUCACUUCAAGAAGGCGAUAUCUCAUCUCAACCCAUAAUCUCCACAUCCAAUCGAUAUACGCUCCCUUCUUCCAACUUAUCAGCUCUAUUUUUCCUUGAUCCACCCGUCUUUCGCAACCACAAUAUCGACAUCCCCAAGGCGUUUGCCAAGCUGCCCAGCUCUAUCACUGGACAGCUCGGCAGCAGUCAGCAACAUGAAGAAAUCGGCAGCCGCUUCUUUAACACAGUUCACGCAUGGCUACCCAUGGUAUCUCGCAAAAGAUUCUAUGAGGAUCUACGCAUCCAUUCCGAGAACCUCAGCGCCUCUGCCGACUUGGCUUUUUUGCUCCUGUGCAUGAAGUUGAUGACAUGGCAGCCGCCUUCAGAAGACGACGUCUCUCCAGAGAAGCAAACAGCUCGAACCGCGACAUACAUUGAGACGAAGAGGUUUGGCUUCGAGCUCGAGGCUUCUGGGAUGUUCUCUCUUCGAGUCCUUCAGGGGCUACUUCUCGUGGCGUUUUACGAAGUUGGACAUGCAAUCUAUCCCGCUGCAUUCAUGUCUAUAGCAGCGUGUGUACGAUAUGCACAUGCGCUAGGCAUACAUCCAGGAGGGCUGCAAAGACUAAAACUACCGUUGACGUGGAUAGAGGAGGAAGAGCGGAAGAGGAUCUGGUGGGCAGCGUUUCUGCUGGAUCGAUUUGUUAGCUUGAGCUGUCCAGGGUGCCCGACUACUAUUGAUGAGCCAGAGCCAGAAGAUCCUCUACCAACGGAUGACGAGCUUUGGGACGAGGGUGUCAAGAAAGUGCCCCAUUCGCCGCUGUUAAAGAAUCCCGUCAACAUAGACUUUGGGAGAUUUGCAGUGUUAAUACAGGCCUUUGCUCUCCUGUCCAAGGUGCAGCGACUCACGGCCUCUUCACGGGAUAUUCCGCCACACCUGUUAAAAGAAGAGGCGCAGCGGCUAGAGCGGGCGGUUAAAGCGCUUUAUUACUUUGGACGAAUAGAGCGCAAGCCGGAAACUGGGCUGCCGAGUUCUGAAUUCCAUUCCGUGUCCCAGAUUUCCUUGAUAGCAAUAUAUACUUGCUCCACAAUUCCGAUUGAGAUGCCGGAAAAGUUCAUUGAAUCGCUGGCUGAUACUCUGAACGGCCCCGAUUAUGAGGAUCUUGUCACAGCUGCUCAGCGCGGACAAGAUGAGAUUUCUCCGUUCCUGAUACAGCUCAUAUACCAAGCUUCUGUAAUACUCUUGAAAAUCGAAAACCAUCAAAACGGAGACUGGAGCGAUACAAAAGCAGAGAAGCUCAAGAGCGCCUUAAUAUGGCUGGACAAGAGGUGGAAGCUGGCAGCUGACCGCGGUCAGAAAAAGGGCUCCAUGUUUGUCAGCCUGUCUCUUAACCUCGCUUGCUUCUCACUAUCAGUAAUCUUCAAUCAUCGCCAUAACCUCAAAUCAUAUUCUGUAUAUAAGCUCACACUUCGCGUUCAAAUACGUCAAUCCCCUAAACCUGUUUAUGCGCCAACCGUAACCUCGCCGGUCGCCAUGUCGAACCGAGGCGAGAGCGUCAUCCUCCCCAGCAAUGCCGUCUUCCUAGUUCACAAGGUCGGCGGAACCAAAGCCGGUCGAGUCUCUCAAUGGGAGACGCGCACCAAAUCCAUGCGCGUCGCUCCAGACCUGGCGCCUCGUAUAUCCGUCGCAGUCAAUGGAAACAAUGAGUCGAAGUCAAACUCCAACAUCGCCGAGGGGGAGACCCUGGAGUUUGUCGCCUACACGCCUGGGAAACGACAACAGUUGACAAAGCGAUCAAACGAAGCCAAACGAGGUCGGCGUGCCAAACGCUCUGUUACACCGCCAAAAGAUCGCUCUCUGGUAUCUGUUAAAAAGGAACCGAGAUUAUCUCGCAACCCAAGUCCCAUGCCACCGGAACUUCCCGUGGCUCUGGUAGGACAUGCUCUUCUUUACAUCAAUUACUACUUUCAUUCAAUAGCCGCUGGCUCAUAUACCCUACCAUGUCUUCUUUUCAACCCCGCCAAAAGAGACUGGUUUCCCAAAAUGAUGGAAGAUGAAGCUUGGCGGUGUAUCAUUCUGUCUCUCUCGGCCAACGCUCUGGCCUCGCUGACAGGUUCUCCUUCCAAUUAUGUUGAUUCAGCCUCGCUUCUUGAUGAGGCGCUGCGGCAACUCAAGAGCCGGGUCGCGUCUGGCUCUCUUCCUACUGAUCAGACGCUGGGGGCGAUAUCGUGUUUGGCCAUGUGGAGCAAUGACCAAGGCAACCAUGAUAAAGCUUGGAUUCACGCCCAAGGCCUUGCAGAACUCGUCAAAGUGCGAGGCGGAUUUGCCAAAAUUGAUAAUAGAAUGAGAUCCAAAGUAUAUCGCGGCGUUUUCGAUAUUGCAGUAGACGUUGAUCAGCCGCCCCUACUAGAUGAAGGCCUCCGAGACUCUCCAAGCAGAGAAAUCAUUUCAGAAGACAGUUUAGAGUCAGAGUCUGAGCUGGUUUUAUCUGAGUGUCGAAUUCCACCCCGACUGUCCAGUAUCUAUCAUGAUAUCACACAGCUCAACGCCGUUGUUGACGAUGCCAUGACUCGUAACGUCAAGCUGGACACAGAUAACCUCUACGAGUCCGUCUUUGGGAUUUACAAUCGCCUUCUCAGUUGCCAAUCGGACAAGAUGAGCGACUGCGACAACAGCUUGCGCAUAUCUCUGAUAUUGUACAUCAAAUCUCUUACAUCAGGUGGGCGUUUCAACACAACAUCAAUGAACUUGGUCCGCAAGCUCCAAGCUUCCAUCAAAGGCUGCUUGCACUCCUCCUCACCUUUGAUGCGAUGGAAGCUAUUUAUCGGUAGCAUGGCUGCUUCAGAUGGAACUACCGAACAGCAGUGGUUCUUACAGCAUUUGGCUACAGCCAUAGCGAAGAACGACAUGGCCAGCGCAGACGAUUGGAUGGCGUUCCAGGAAGAGCUGAGCAGUAUCCUGUGGGUUAAGCCAGUCCUUGAGGCUGCUGGAUGUAAUCUGUGGCUGCAGAUAACGAGAGCCAACUCUACGUGA